UUGGAUCACCAAAUCACCCAAUAAGUUGUUAGCUACUUAUUCGGCCAGCUAUUCUGAAUAGUUCGAGUGUUUGAUCCAGCUAGUGUAAGUAGUGAGUUAGCUAGCUAGUUUGAACGAUCAAUAUGCCCAGGGACAGGGACCCUCUUGUUGUGGGAAGAGUCAUAGGGGAUGUUUUGGACCCCUUUACAAGGUCUGUUUCUCUCCGGGUGACUUUCGCUACCAGGGAGGUUAACAAUGGUUGUGAGCUCAAACCUUCCCAAGUUGUCACCCAACCUCGAGUUGAUAUAGGUGGGGAGGAUCUUAGGACCUUCUAUACUCUGGUCAUGGUGGAUCCUGAUGCACCUAGCCCAAGUGACCCCAACCUGAAGGAAUAUAUGCAUUGGUUAGUCACUGAUAUUCCUGCAACAACUGGGGCAAGUUUCGGCCAAGAGAUUGUGUGUUAUGAAAGUCCACGGCCAACAGUGGGGAUUCAUCGCUUUGUUUUUGUGUUGUUCCGGCAGUUGGGAAGGCAAACCGUGUAUGCUCCAGGAUGGCGCCAAAACUUUAACACCAAAGACUUUGCCGAGCUCUACAAUCUUGGAUCACCAGUGGCUGCGGUUUACUUUAACUGCCAAAGGGAAAGUGGCUCCGGCGGAAGGAGAAGAUAAACUCUUGCUAAUUUCUCUCUUCAUAUCAGUGGCGGGUUCAAGUGAUGAUUCCAAGAAGGGACUAAAUUUUAGAAGAAAUACUAAGGAGGUGUGUUCAAUUCAGAUUCUAAAUGAUUCUGAUUGAUUUUUUUAUAAUCCGUGGAUUUUCGUGGAUUCUAUAGAAUCCGCGAAUUGUUUUAAUUCCACAUAUAUUUAAACAGAUUUUAAUGUAUUGUGUUA
Molecule: messenger RNA, 866 nt
Organism: Rosa chinensis
Lineage: Eukaryota; Viridiplantae; Streptophyta; Magnoliopsida; Rosales; Rosaceae
Product: protein HEADING DATE 3A
Exons: 4
Coding region: 123-647 (174 amino acids)
Source: RefSeq, a predicted model, not a curated record